Oryzias melastigma (Indian medaka) is the source of this 7789-nucleotide messenger RNA. RefSeq names its product synaptopodin-2. The record is from RefSeq and is a predicted model, not a curated record. Gene Ontology annotation, molecular function: actin binding. The transcript has 5 exons. Gene Ontology annotation, cellular component: Z disc; nucleus; actin cytoskeleton. NCBI's taxonomy places the organism in Eukaryota, Metazoa, Chordata, Actinopteri, Beloniformes, Adrianichthyidae. The coding region runs from base 95 to 4519 and encodes 1474 amino acids. Gene Ontology annotation, biological process: positive regulation of actin filament bundle assembly.
GGAACUCAGAUGAUGAGGAUAAGGCAGCGGUAGGGGAGGUGGAGGUGAUCUCUGUGCAGAGCUGUGGAAGUUUGGCUAUGAGCAGCUGCGCAUCAUGGGCACUGGAGAUUACGUCUGCGUAACCCUGAGCGGAGCAGCACCCUGGGGGUUCACCUUGGAAGAGGGAGAAGUUGACAACCAAAGAUCUUUUCUAGUCUCCCAGGUGGAGCAGGGUGGUCGGGCCUUUCUGGCUGGAAUACAAGACGGCGACGAGGUGGUGUCCAUCAACGGGAACCCGUGUGCCGAUCUCACACUUCUACGAGCUUCUGCUCUCAUCGACACUUCAACUGACAGUCUGCAGUUGUGUCUCAAAAGAAACGUCUUCAUCCCAGCAGAAGGACUUGAAUCUGAAGGGAGGAGCUUGGCAGAAAGCACCACCCUUAACAUCAUCUCCCCGGACAACAGGUUCCAAUCACCGAAGGAGCUUUACAUAUCUGAGUCCCAACACGACUAUGGAUGCUUGGAAAAUGACACAGAAAACUCCCAGCGAGCUCCAUCGUCGUGUGAGAAUCAUGAAGGCGGAGCAGAGUGGGCCGUCUCACCUGGAGACAUCCUGGAGCUCCAGGUGUCUCUUUCUAAGCACACCUUGAGUGACGUGGGCAGCACGGCUCUGGGGAGCGCUCACGGGAUCGAGGGGGAGCUUUCAACGAGAGAAGUCAUCAAAGCGCUUCACAAGACGACGGCGACGUCCUUCUGCACGCCGUGUCCAGUCAGGGAGCCGCUCGGCCAGCACGGCGUAGUGGUCACCCCCACCUCGGCGCUGGGACGGGUGGAGGUCGUCCUGCAGCAGCCGGCAGCAUCCGGAGCAGGGAGGGGCAUCCCGAGGGUCAGCGACAGCCAAAGUGAAGGGCAAGAGGGAGGAGGGAUCGUGGGGUCCUUCACUAUCUCAUUGAAAAGUCCAUCAGAGGAGGCGUCAGGAGGAGACGAUUCGGAGGGGGAUCAAGAGCAACCCAACAAACAUCGGGCAAGACACGCCAGGCUCAGGCGUAAUGAGAGCAUUUCUGAGAAACAGUUGAAGGAGGCAAAGUCCAAAUGUAAACGUAUCGCUCUCCUUCUCACCGCUGCACCAUCGAAUCCCAAUAACAAAGGGGUGUUGAUGUUUAAAAAGCAUCGCCAGAGGGCCAAGAAAUACACUCUCGUGAGCUACGGUACUGGAGAAGACGAACAGGAGUACAGCGACGAAGAGGACGAGGACGACGGAGAUCAAGAAAUCCCUGCUCCUGAAAUCACUUUUUUAGCUAGUAUAAAUUCUGAACCAGACAAACCGUUUUUCAGGGAUGCUGCAAGUAGCAAAUGUGUGCUGAGUUUGAAUUUGGACAACGCUCUCCUGGACAUUGAACGAAACUUGCACAACCAAGCGGAGAUGGAAUCCUUGCCUGACACCAAAGGCAAGGGCGCCCUGAUGUUUGCUCAGCGCCGUCAGAGGAUGGAUGAGAUUUCUGCUGAACACGAGGAGCUCAGGCGCCAAGGAAUGCCUGUGGAAGGAGUGCAGGAGACGAACAAGAGGGCCGCGGAGCUCUCCUACAUGCAGUCUACAACGGAAGGCCACACUUACAUGGAUGUAAACAUGCACCAACAAAGCCAGCAGCAAUAUCAGCAGUAUCAAGAGCAGCAGUACUAUGAGCAACAACAGAACUACCAGCAGCAGCAUCAAUAUCAACAAUUUCAGCAGCAGCAGCAGUACGAACAAAGUCAAUAUCAACAACAGCAAAUCUAUCAGCAUCAGCAGCAGCAACAGUAUCAUCAAGAGCAGAAGCAAAUGCAGCAGUAUUCUGCAAACAUCAACGGCAUGAACCAACAACAAACCAAUGAAAUUCAGAGUUCCCUUAACAACCGUACUGCCAAGCCUUUCACAGCAGAAAACAUGGUGGCGACACCUUAUUCUCAUGGAAUUAGCGGGACCAGUCAGGAUCUUGCGGCUCAAGGGGAGCAAAUAGCCUCCCGCGAUGAGCGCAUAUCUACCCCAGCGAUCAAGACCAGCUUUCUGCUGGACGCGAGACGAAGAAAUACGGGCAAACCUAUGUUCACGUUUAAAGAAUCUCCUAAAAUGUCCCCUAAUCCUGAGCUGCUGAAUCUCCUCAACAGGAGUGAUAAAAAGUUGGGCUUUGAAUCAGGACCGGAGGAAGACUACCUCAGCCUCGGGGCUGAAGCUUGCAACUUUCUCCAGUCUCAAAGAAUUAAGCCAAAGAUUCCUCCACCAGUUGCUCCAAAGCCUGUGAUCAACCCCAACUCUCCACCUUGGUCUCCACAGAUAGAAGCGGCCAACCAGAACAUGCCUCAGUGUGCUGAAAAUAGUAUAUCCACACCUGCUGUCGCCCCCGUCACAGACACUGCCCCUCCUCCAGAACUAGAGCCAACCACUGCACCUGCCGUAGAGCACUCUCCCCCUCUCGCCCCACAUGAAACUCCUGCCAGUGCUAUAACAGACGAACAGCAUGCUUGGGCUCCCACAGAGCCAGAAUCUCAGCAGCAGCCUUUGCGAGGGACACUCCCAGAGGAAAACGUUGAGAUGAAGCCUUCUCUGCAGCUCGAGUCCUCCCAGAAGACGGCUUGGAUUGCAGAACAGACGCAAACCCAGCAACAGUCAUCUGCUGGAUGGCAUUCAGCACAAGUCCAGCCCCAGGAACCACCCUCAGAUCAGACUCCCACGCAACUUCCAUGGGUAACGCAUCAGCCCACUCAGAACCAGGCACAGCCUCAGGCUCCCACAAGUGCUUGGACCCCUCAAAGCCAGCCGAACUGGAGUCAGCCUCAAGGACAAAGUCAAAGUCAGCCUCAGCCACCUUGGAUUCGGCCACAAGAGGAACCACAGUCUCAACAACAUCAUCAGGUUCAGCCAUCUUGGGCACAGACAAAUGAACAGCCACAGUCCCAACAAAUUCAGCCAGCAUGGUUACAAGCCCAAGGACAACUACAGCAACAAGCCCAGAACCAGUGGGCACACCCAUCACAAAUGGACUCCCAACAACAAGCACCGUGGGUACAGCAACCUCAGCAAAAACCCCAAGUGCAACCUCCUUGGGUUCAACAAGUUCAGCAGGAACCCCAGCCACCAUGGGUUCAACAACCACAGCACCAGGUCUUGCAACAAUCGUGGGCUCAGGCCCAAGCGUCCCAUCAGCAUCAACAAACAUGGGUCUCAGGACAGCCUCAGCAGCAAACCUCCGUUGACGCUUGGGGCCAAUCACAAACCCAAGUUCAAGUGCAGCCACCAUGGAUCCAAGCAGCCCAGCCAUCACCUCAACCACAACCUCAACCACAACCUCAAGCUAAUCUGAAUCCAUGGGCACCUGUACCUGCUCAGCCUCAGUCACAGUCUCCAUGGGCUCAGCACCCUCUUGAUAAUAAUCAACAUCACAUGAAUUCAUGGAGCCACGAACAAAAUCAGGCUCAACAUCAGCCACCUUGGACCCAAACACCGCCAACCCAGUCAACACCUUAUCCAGGCUGGCAACAGCAAGUUUCCAGUCCUCCACCCCAGCCCCAAGGAGAUACAUGGCCACCUGCUCAAGCACAGCUUCAGACACAUGUGGACUCCUGGACUUCACAAUCCCAACAAACAUCAGCAAAUGUUUCCGUGUCUAAAAUCAACAAUCGGCCCUCUCCUAAACCUUGGCAGCCGCAACAAAACGCAUCACAAAACCUGAGCACCACUCCACCUUCUCCACCUCGACGAAUGCAAUCUUUUACUAUUGGGCAAAGACCUUCAUUACCUGUCAACCCCAUGGCCACGGUCCUGAAUCCUAAAUCCUCUCCGGGUUCAGCUUUUGAGAUGCCAGUUGUUAAAGGGAAAGGAGCCGAUAUGUUCGCCAAGAGGCAGUCUCGCAUGGAGAAGUUUGUGGUGGAUUCUGACACCGUGGAAGCAAACAAGGCAAGCCGAUCGACAUCACCAGCUGCGUCCUUACCCAAUGAAUGGAAAUAUACUCCCAACGCACUUGGCAGGAGCUUUUCCCUUUCCCCACCAGCCAGAGUCCCAUCUACAGGCCAGAAAUCAGCUCCUGCUUCCUCCUUUUCUAAGCCUCCAACAUCAUGGCAGACGUCCCGGUUGGAGAAAGGCUUCAAGACGCCGACCCCCUGGGAGGCGGCCUCUCGCCAUCCCUUGGGCCUGGUAGACGAGGCUUUUCAGGACCUCCAACAAUCUCUCGCUUCGAACGUCCACUUGGCAGCCCAGCGGAAAAUCCUGCCUGAGCCACCGGCGGAGUGGAAGGCCAGAGUUUCUUACCAAGCUCCGCAUAAAACAGGCAACCAGACUUGGAGCCAAAGCUGCAGGAAGAGUCCAAAUCUGCCGCCGUCGUUCGUGUCCCCAACAAGACGGCCUGUCUACGUCCCAACAAGUCAUGCGGGUUACAGAUCCCUGCCGAGGCAGUGGCAACCUCACAAGUAUGAGGCAAACCUGAGGCCUGCGACCUCUCCAUCGGGUUACACCAAGCCUGUGGAAAAGUAUACUUGCAACAGCACCACCUGGAGGUGGAGGCUGUAGAACGUCUGUCCACAGACCAGAUUCUAUCAAGAAAUAUAUGAGUGGACAAGUGGAAAAGUCUAAAGGUUUUGCAAAACAAUACAGUACUGGUUUGGAUUUUUGGUUUGAAAAAAAGAGUUAAAUAAUUUAGCUUGCAUGUCUCACAGCAAAAAAGAAAGGACUGAAAGUUUCUGCAAAUUUGGAAAUUAAUUUAACAGUUUCUUUUCUGGUAAAUAUGCUACAAUCAUUGACUGUACAUAAAAACUGGACAGAGUUAGUGUGAUGUCACCCACAGAAAAGGGGUUACUUAUAGGUCCAACAAAAUAAGUCAAUUCAGUUGCAAGUUUUAUUUUAAUAUAAUAUGCGCCGCCAUGUUGGAACCAGACAAAGUCAGGAAGCAGUAAUUGGUCCAAGUCGGUCUGAGACAUCGUUUCUAUGGUAACCACUCUCACCAAUCAGAAGUGAGCUUCUUCAGGCAAAAAAAAAUCAGUCAAAUGUUGGGAACAUUCGAUAUGAGACCACAUACUCAUGGGGUAUCUAAUUUUAGAACUUGAAUAACUUGCACUAAAGAAAAAAAAAACACAAAAAAAUAGGAUUAGCAAGAACAUGUUAGAAAAAAGAAAACAAUUAUAAUGACUAAGGAAUAGAUGUUUAUUUCUUGGAGUCAGAACGUACAUACUGUUUGGAAUACAAGGGGGGAGAGGUCACUCAGUCCAGUUCUCAUAUACAGUCAACGACUGGAAUGGGAGGGUCGGUUUAAUGUUUGAGGGAAACAGGAAGUUGUCUUGAAAUCUCCAUCAAUGCUUAACUUUAACGUUUAUAUCAUGCAAAAUCCACUUUUUUAACUUUUAAGUGAAUUAUACUGUGUAUUACUCACUUUAAAGAACCCCAAAGUGGUAUUUUGAUCCAUUCACGCAUGAGUAAUCCUCUAAAAACCUGCACUCUGAGCACCAGCCCCUUCCAACCCAUGUAAACAAGCAUGUUCUCACGAGCUGAUGUCACUAAGUGAGAACCGCCUCUUUCAUGAGUCAUCAUUCUGCACUGCAACCCAAUUUCUCCACAAAGCUAGCGGUGCUCAGCAGCUAGCUUCGCCGCUCAGCUAGCUCAGCCGCUAUCCCCGGCCAUCGCUGCAACCAGUGUAGCGAUGGCCGGGGAUACUAAAGGUAAAUAUACGGUAUACACAUCCAUCUUUGGAAAAGUCCAGAUGCUUUUUUUGUUUUCGUGGGCGAAACACAGACACACAAAGCCGCCUCUAGGAUGAAGUCAUGAGCAGUACGGAGGUGUUUCAGAGAUCAACCUGUCUUACUCACAAAAAAUAACUCAUAUUUUAUAAAUAUUUUUCCCUUAGUGCUCCAAAGGUAAAAUAUGUUCAUAUAUAUGGAUACAGUUUACUCAGAAAGUCUUGAGAAAAGCAUGACAUAGGCCUUUGAAAUAGUAUACACCAACUUUACACAAACCAGGAAGUAUGUUGCAGUUCCUCAAAAGGCCACUAGAGGCAGAUUGCAAAAUGGGUUAAUUGACCACUGAAUGCAAUGUAAAAAAAAAAGUCUAACUUCACACCAAAAUAAUUUUUAGUCAAAAUGUUUGCAUUUUUAGAAGUGUGUUUGUUUGAUUAGGAGAAAGAUUGUUUGAUUGGUUAACCCAACAAAGCUGUGAAUUCUUACUUUGAAUGAAUCUUUAUUUAUACACCAAUUUACAACACAAAGUGCUUUACAAGAAAAAGUGAGAUUUUUUUUAAUUGAGCUAAUUAAGAACAAAAAUAAAAAAAACAACAUAAAAUUAUCAAAUGAUUUAUGUCAAAGGUAUUCUCUCCAGUGUAUACAGUAUUUUUAAAUGUUAAGAAAACAUUUUUUUUUUUUAGUUUUUGUAAAAGUGUAUGUUGGAUUUAGGUCGGGUGCUUUCUUUUUUCAUGGGAGUAAAAUAGAACUAAAGCUGCAUUAAAACAAAAUGAUUGAAAAUGGACUUAAAACUCAUGGAGAUGGAAGUUUACUGUUAAUUUGGCUAAAAAUGUACCAUUCUAAUAAACGAACACUCACUUUACACUUCCAGCACACCCCCACUUUAAUCUUCUUGACUCAUUUAGAUGACGAAUGUGUGCACACUCCUAACUUCUGCUUGUCAAACGAAACCCUUCUCAUCAGGGAUUUUUCUGUUUUUAACCUCUCUUUUAAAUAUUCUGAAUAUUCUAUAUUCAGGCUUACAGAUUUUUUUUUAUGUUUUCCUCGAGUGCUGCAAAGUUUUUGGUUGCCUGCCUGGUCGUGUCGCUCUUUGUUUGGAUUAUGUUGGAUGACAGUCAAGCUGCAGUGACUUCCCUGCUUCUCCAAAGCUUGUUGGUGUUAUUUUUAAAUAAAAGUUGAUUUAUUCUCAUCCGGUUGCGUCACACGCCUGCAUGUCAGCAUUUGGAUGUUCUUUAAACAGGGGACUGUAACACUGAGCGUCUGAGAGAGAAAUCCUCAGUGUAAAAUUGCAGUUUUCCCUCUGAUGUUUUGUACUUUUCUAGCUUUUUGAACAAAUCACGACCUCUAAGUGUUUAGAGAUUUAGAGUUAUAGCAGCUUUGAGAAGGUUUUUGUCAGACAAAGCUAGGGUUUUAACAUAGUGGGGUUUGAACUCCAGUUUUCUGUUUAUACAGAAUGACGUCAAUGAAAUAUUUCGUUAAAACUUUAAAAAAUGCAUUUAAUGCUGGAAGAAAUGAAUGAUGUGAGAAACUCAUUAGGUAAAGUGUAAGGUGGAACUGUUUAUCCUCUCAUGAUGUUGUGCAUCAAACACACUAGUUCUGGAGGAUUUGUACACUUUUUGUGUUUGGAUUUCAUCAGAUAAAAAGUCAGAAAGGGAUUUAGGAUGUUUUCACUGUGUAACGUCAGAGGGAAUAAGUAGAGUUUUGAAUGAAGCGGUGUAAGAGUGAGGGAGAGUGUGAUGUUAUAUGUCUCUUAAAAGGCAAGUUUUCAUUUUAAUAACUUCCAUAAAUUCAUAUAGACUUUGAUUUAAAAUUAAAUCUUAAAAUUUUUUGGACAAAUAGUUUUUAAAAAUGUCUGAAUUGAGUGGAAAAUCCUUUCAAAUGAAAUGACUCACUUUGUGUCCUGCAUUUGCAGAUCAUGUUUGGUUUGGACUUUUGCUCAUUUUGUUGUUUGUAAAACCUUCACAGUAUAAAGGAUUUUAGUGACUUUCACCCAUUUUGAAAGCAUGAGGACCAUGUUUCAGUCGUUAUUGAUUUGUGUCUUACAGCGGCCAGCUUUUUGUUCUAAAAUUGUCCAGAUUGACAUAAAUCACCAAAUAAAUCAAUUCACAUGUCA